Torulaspora globosa is the source of this 717-nucleotide messenger RNA. RefSeq names its product Lst7p (gene LST7). The coding region runs from base 1 to 717 and encodes 238 amino acids. The transcript has a single exon. Lineage: Eukaryota; Fungi; Ascomycota; Saccharomycetes; Saccharomycetales; Saccharomycetaceae. The record is from RefSeq and is a predicted model, not a curated record. Gene Ontology annotation, biological process: positive regulation of GTPase activity; positive regulation of TORC1 signaling. Gene Ontology annotation, cellular component: cytosol. Gene Ontology annotation, molecular function: GTPase activator activity.
AUGGCGUCUAUGCUCAUAUCUUUGGCGCAUUUCUGUGAUAAGCAUGGGCCAAGAAUUCUGAUGGUUACGCAGGCAGGUUCACCUGGCUCUACAGGCGAUGAACUGCUGGUCCCCAACUAUCCCACUGAUUCCUACUGCGAGUCCUGCUCGAUGUAUUUCCCUGGUGAUUUGCACGGCGGAGUACGCUCUAUGAAGAGCAAUAUUGCCAAUCGUUGCUAUGUCUCUACACAAUAUUCAUCGGUGCGAUAUCAGCUUCUGACCUUGAUCAUUCGAAGGUGCUUCUCGGAAGAGACUAUGACUUACGAUGGGACUCCGGUGGUCUUCUACGAUGAUCUACGUGGGCUGAACUUGAUGGUAGGGUUCAAGUUGAACGAUGAGAAUGCUCGUGGAAAUGAGAGAAGGUACUGCAUGAUAUUCACAAUUGAUUCGAAGGACCAUAAAACGUCGAUGCGGCGAAUAUCUGAGAAUUGGAACUUCAUAACCGGUGGGUUUGGUCGGAUGAUAUCUUAUAUAGCAGAGGCCCAUGAGAGGGAACUGCGCAGACAGAACACGUUGAGGGAUGAGCAAUGCUCCUUUUCGCUACUUGGUGGAUCGUACCUGAGGGGAAACAAGGUUAAGAUACCGCGAAGACUCUCGGAUUUGACAGAUGAUAAGCUCUUGUUUGUGAGAAUGCAUCGCUGGAACUCUUUUCUUCUCGAUUCGUGUCUCAGAAAUUAA